UAUAACACUUGGUUAUCUCCCUGUCUCCAGUUCCUUACUACUUAGGAGAGAAGAACCAGAAGAAACACAAACAGAACCAAAACCGUUUACCCUUCGUUUUGGUGCCAAACCCUAACAAUGGCAACCUCCAUAGCUUCGCAACUAGAAGCCAUCAGAUCCUUCGCAAAAACCGACUCUGAGCCUCUGAAGAGGCCAUUCACUCGCCCUUCUAUCUUGUUCGAUCCCAAAGAAGCUGCCGACAUCGAUAUUGAAACUAUUUUCACCAUCGCACUUCAAGGUUUAGAGGUUCUUAUAGACACGGAUGAGCGGUUCAGGAACUAUAAGAACGAUUUGUUUAGCCACAGGAGUAAAGAGUUGGAUAGAGAGUUGAUGGGCAUAGAACAGAACAGUCAACUUAAUGUCUCCAUUGCUUCAUACUUAAGAUUACUUUCUGGAUACUUUCUUCUUCCUUCUGCUCUUAAAACGCUUGAAUACUUGAUACGUAGACACAAGGUUCAUGUAUACAACAAUGAGGAAUUGAUUCUGUGUGCUUUGCCGUACCAUGACACACAUGCAUUUGUUCGAAUAGUUCAGAUACUUGAUACAAGGAAUGCUAAAUGGGGGUUUCUCGAUGGUGUGAAAGUCUCUGGUGCACCGCCACCUAGAAUGGUCAUAGUGCAGCAGUGCAUACGUGAUAAGGGCAUAUUAGAGGUUCUAUGCAACUAUGCAUCUCCAUCGAAAAAGUUUCAACCUUCAAGGCAUGUAAUUGGCUUUUGUACUGCAGUUUUUGUUGAAGUUUUGGGUACUGUUUUGACCGUUAAUGAUGAUCUUGUAAAGAGAAUACUUCCAUUUGUGGUCUCUGGUCUUCAGCCUGGCAUUAAAGGGGUUUCGGAUCACAAGGCCGGUUCUUUGAUGAUUAUUGGUUUGCUUGGAAACAAAGCUGCAUUAGCUCCUAAACUUUUGAAUAGUUUGAUACGUUCAGUUGCUGAUGUUGCUCGUGGGGAGGCUAAAGAGUUGACUGAUCUCCAUUGGCUUCGGCUGUCCCUUAUUACCUUAAUCAAUCUUGUUCAGUCACAAAAUGUUGAAAUACUCCCAACUAAGGUGUUGGAGAUUUUAAAGGAAAUAAGGGACUUGGCAGGAAUUUUAUUAGCAUUGUCUAAGGAGUUCAAUAUUGUAAAGUUUAUCGAUGUGCUUUUGGAAUCCCUGAUUGACUGCAGUUCUUCUGAUGAAUACUGUCAGCGAACUUUGCUAUCCUUGAUAGAAAAAGUCCCCAUAAAGCGUUCUGUUUAUCAUGUGGUCACCAAGAUCCUUUUAGCUUGUGUGAAAUCAUCGCAUAAAGUUUGUGACUCGACUUCUUCCAUGUCAGUUGGUUGGGCAAAAAAGGUCUUGAUUGUUGUCAAUACAAAGUACCCUUCUGAACUACGUGGAGCAGUUCAUCAUUUCCUUCAGGAUAACAAAACAUCUUCUAAGAAAGAUGAUUCAUUAUAUAAGAUUUUAUGUAAGAUGUUGGAUGGGAAUUCAGAUUCAUCACUUGAGAUCUCAGAUUCAAAAGUUUGGUUUGGCUUGUAUCAUCCAAAGGCUGAUGUUCGACGUUCUACGCUGCUUGAUAUAAAUUCUUCUGGCAUCCUGAAAACCAAGGUGGUUGGUUCAGAGGGUCUGUUAGACAUCCAUGAGGCCAUAUUGAGACAGCUUGAUGAUAGAGAUCUGACAGUUGUUCAAGCAGCUUUACAAGUUGAUGGCCUGUCAAAUGUAAUAGAUUCUUCCAAGCUUCUUGAUGCACUGCAGAGUGUGCUAAGAAGAUGCACUGACGAACUGCUGUCAGGUUCAGCUGAUAAUAUUAGUCUAAUCGGUGAAGUUGCUGUUGCUUGUCUGAAGACUGCCAUCUCAUACUUCAAUGAUCGUACUGAUUACUUGAAGAGCAUUGCUGCGAUGAUUUUUCCAUUUCUCUUUAUUCUACCACAGACACAGAGCUUGAAUUUAAAGGCUUUGGAACUGGUCAGCAAAAUAAACUGGCCACUUUAUCAGAAUAUCACUGCAUCUUCCUCUGGAGAAGCGACAUCGAUACCUGGGAGUUUAUCUUCAAUUAACUUGAAGACUAUCAAUAACAUGGCUAACAAUUUCAUGGUCCACCCUGAAGAUCAUAUUGCUUGGUUUGUUGAAAGCUGCUGCAAUUUGGAGUUGUCAAAGACACUCUUCUUUUUUGUUCUUCUGCAGUCUCUUAUGAUAAACCCAAAAGGUGGUGAUAUUUCUGCAUUAUUUGAAAGUGUAUUUCCUAUUCUAAAGGCUGAGUGGGAAACUUUAGUGACUGCUGGUGAUGUUUUAUUGAAUGAGUUAAAUUCUGAAGUGUUAGACUGGGAUUGUAGUGCAUUCUUUGAUCAUCUUUUGUAUGCCAAUCUCAGACCUCUAAAUGCAAAGGUUAUGAUUUGCAUAUUUUGGAGGCUACUAACAGCACUAAUAUCCGCAGUGCCUUCUAACAUUCUGCUGCAUGAUGAUGAUAAGUGGGUCAGCAAGAUAAGGGAUCUGUUUGUAUUUUUUGCCUCCUCACAAGUCAAGCACGCAUUCCGUGAACACCUCCAUUACUUAGCAGCACAGUGCAGAGUCUCGCCUCCCCGCCUAUUAUCUAAGUUUUUCACAGAGGAAGGUGUUCCUGCUGCAGUUCAGGUUGAAAGUCUUCAGUGUUAUGCAUUUCUUUGUAGCCUGUCACAAGAUAGAUGGCAAAUUGAACUUUUAGCUGAAUUUCCUUCUGUUCUUGUUCCAUUGGCUAGUGAUAAUCAGACCAUUAGAGUUGCUGCCAUGAACUGUAUUGAUCCAUUACGUGCAUUGUGGAGUCAUAUUGAACGUUCUGGCGAAAAAAAUGGGAGCAAUGCAACAUGGAUCCAUUUCGUGGGUGAGCUUUUAUGGUUGAUGGACCAGCAAAAAACACUCAUUUUGUCAGACAAGAAAUUUCUUCCUUCACUGUUUGCUUCUACUUUGAGCUCAUCCUGUCAAAACAUCUUAGUGCCUCAAAAUAUAGAAAAUAGGUUUGACCAGCCCACAAAAAUAAAAAUUCUUGGCUUUAUUUUGGGUUCUGCUCUUAAAUUAUCUAACUUCGGGAAGCUAAUGAUUUUAUCCUUGCUCAAAGGAAUUGGGAAUUCCCUUUUGCGUGUUCCAGAAGUUGGGCCAGUGUUGUCUUCUUUUAUGGAGCAAUACUAUGAUGAACUAAAUAAGUCUUGUCCAAAAUUGUCAAACAUUGAAACUAAGAUAAUGUGCCUGUUACUGGAGAGCUGUGUUAUGUCAUCUCCCUCUGGUGGAAAUGAUCUUCAACAUCUUUUACUGAAAGUUUUGCAGUUGGAUGCUAUGAGUUCAGAUGACCCUGCCUAUGUAGAGCCUUGUAUCACAGUAUUGAACAAAGUUAACAAUCAAUUCUAUAUGGGGUUGAAGAAUGAAGUAAAGGAACAUUUAUUUUGUGAGCUUGUAUUUUUGUGCCGUAAUGCUAACGGUGAUGUACAGUGUGCAACUAAAGAGGCCUUAAUGCGCAUAGAUAUUAGUUUCUCAGCUGUUGGCCACAUGCUUGAUCUCAUACUUGCACAGAGAAGUCAUAUAAUUAGUUCUGUAGAUAAAAAGAUGACAAAGAAACAAAAAUUGACAGUACAUCAAGAAGCAGAAUUUCCCACUAAUGACAUAUGCAGAAAAGAUAAUCCAAUAUACAUCCUCAGUUCCCUUCUUGAUGUUUUCCUAUUGAAGAAAGAUGUAACAAACAGGCACUUGCUCUUAGAUCCCUUAUUUAAGCUUCUUAGCAAGGUAUUUUCAGAAGAAUGGGUGAAUGGUACCUUUUCCCUGGAGAGAGAGUUCAGCCAAAUUUCAUCAAGUCCUUCUGAAGCCAACAAUCCCAUAGUAUAUCAUAUACAACAGACUCUAUUGAUAAUCUUGGAGGAUAUGAUUAUGUCCAUUAAAAAGAUGGCUGCACUAAAUGAAAAAAUGACCAAAGAAAUUAACGUUAAGCUAUUGAUUGAGUGUGCCCGGACUUCCAAUGUUGUAGCUACCCGCAACCAUGUAUUUUCAGUGCUUUCUGCUGUUACUAGAGUCUUUCCAGGAGAAGUUUUGGAGCAUAUACUUGAUAUUCUUGCAGUUAUUGGAGAAGCAGCUGUCUCACAGAUUGACAGUCAUUCAAAGCAUGUUUUUGAGGAUCUUAUAUCUGCAAUUGUUCCCUGUUGGCUAUCUAAGACUGAUGAUGUGGAGAAAUUACUGAAGAUUUUCAUGGAUAUAUUGCCUGAAAUUGUUGAGCACCGAAGGCUGUCAAUUGUUUUAUAUCUAUUAAGAACUCUGGGUGAGGAUAGAAGCCUGGCCUCAUUGCUUAUCCUACUUUUCCGUUCAUUGGCUUCAAAGAAAGCCUCCUGUUUCCUUAGUAUUGAGACUCCAGAUGCUUUAACACUUUAUACCAAUGAGUGGGAAUACAAAUUUGCACAGCAAAUUUGUGAACAGUAUACAAGUAUGAUUUGGCUUCCUUCUUUAGUUAUGGUGCUUGAACAGAAGAGCAAUAGUAAAGUUGACCAAGCAUUGUUUCUGGAAUUGUUUAUUGCAAUGCAAUUUGCUUUGCAAAAAUUCCAAGAUCCAGAAUUUGUGUUCAAGUUGGAAUCUGGAGAAGAUACAGCUUCCAUUCAGAGGGCACUGGGAGAGCUUAUGGAGCAGCUUGUUUUCCUCUUGCAACUUGUAGAUGCAAGAAAAAAGCAGCUAAAUUUCCCUGUCAUUAUGAGGAAAGAGUUGAAGGAAACUAUGCGUGCAGUUGUAAGGAAUCUGGCAACAGUCAUGUUACCUUCUGUAUACUUUAAGAGCAUAACUAAAUUGCUCCACCAUGCUGAUAAAAGUGUUGGAAAAAAGGCUCUCGGGCUGUUAUGCGAGGCUGUGAGAAAUCAUAAAAAUGUCAGUGUAAAGCUUAAAGAUAGCAAAGGUUCAAGGUCAACUCCAAGUUUUCUAUUGCUCCAUAUGAAUGAAAGUGCUCAAAAAUCACUCCAUAAAAUGUGUACUGAAAUUAUUCGAGUAUUUGAUGAUGCAUCAAAUACCUCCUUGAAAGUGGCAGCAGUUUCAGCAGUAGAAGUUCUGGCUGAAAGGUUCCCUUCAAACAAUUCCAUCUUUAGUGCAUGCCUUGGAUCUGUUACAAGAUAUAUUACAUCUGAUAACUUGGCAGUGGCUUCUAGCUGCCUUAGAACAACUGCUGCCUUGAUCAAUGUUCUUGGUCCAAAAGCACUGGCAGAACUUCCUAAGAUUAUGGACAAUGUGAUGAAGUCAUCUCGUCAAAUAUUGUCUAAUCUGGACAUGAAACUCAAAACUGAUGAUGUUUUAACAGCCUCAAAUGAAUCCCUUUUUUUUUCUGUUCUUGUCACUUUGGAGGCAGUUGUGUACAAGCUUGGUGGAUUUUUAAAUCCAUAUCUCAAAAAUAUCAUGGAGCUUCUGGUGCUUUAUCCUGAAUAUGUUUCAGGAAUGGAUGCAAAGUUGGAAUCUAGAGCUCAUGGAGUACGGAAGCUUAUUGCUGAAAAAAUUCCUGUCCGACUUUCCUUGCCACCUUUGUUAAAAUUAUACCCAGCUGCUAUUGAGGCUGGGGAUAAAAGCUUAACAAUUGUAUUUGAUAUGUUGGCCACCAUAAUUGGUACAAUGGACAGGUCAUCUAUUGUGGCAUUCCAUGGAAAAAUUUUUGACCUUUGUAUGGUUGCUCUUGAUCUGCGCAAUCAAAGUCCUCCUUCAAUUCAAAACAUUGAUGCAGUAGAAAAAGAUGUGAUGAACGCAAUGGUUGCUCUGACCCUAAAACUUACUGAGAGUUUGUUCAAGCCUCUUUUCAUAAAAACUAUUGAGUGGGCAGAAUCUGAAGUGGAUGAAACUGCAUCUGCCGGAAGCUUUGAUAGGGCCAUAUCUUUCUAUGUCCUGGUAAAUAAGCUUGCAGAGAACCAUCGGUCAUUGUUUGUACCUUAUUUCAAACACUUGCUUGGUAGUUGUGUUCAUCAUCUUAGUGAUGGUGGAGAUGUGAAAGUGUCUAGUUUGAGUCGGAAGAAAAAGAAGGCCAGGACACUGGAUGAUGGCAAUAUCCAAGAAAUGGGCAGUGUGUCUUUCAAAGGCUGGCAUCUCAGGGCACUAGUCUUGUCAUCCUUGCACAAGUGUUUCCUCUAUGACACUGGGACUUUGAAGUUUCUUGAUUCACCUAAUUUCCAGAUGUUGUUGAGACCUAUUGUUUCACAACUUGUUGUAGAUCCACCAGCUUUACUGGAUGACAGCAUGGAUAUGCCAAGUGUGAAGGAAGUUGAUGACCUACUGGUUGUAUGCAUCGGUCAAAUGGCAGUGACUGCUGGAUCUGACCUUUUGUGGAAAUCUUUGAACCAUGAGGUGUUAAUGCAGACACGGAGUGAAAAGAUGCGAGCUAGAAUAUUGGGCCUAAGAAUUGUUAAAUAUUUUGUGGAGAACUUGAAAGAAGAAUAUCUAGUAUUCCUGCCUGAAACUAUCCCAUUCCUUGGUGAACUGCUUGAGGAUGUGGAGCUUUCAGUUAAAUCUCUUGCUCAGGAAAUUCUGCAGGAAAUGGAGUCUCUGAGUGGGGAAAACCUUCGGCAAUACCUAUGAUGUUGGUUAUUAGGACGGCAGUAUUUAUAACCAUGUGAUAUCAGCAAAGAGCUAGGAAUGUGUAAUCAAUAUGUUUUCUAAGGUCCGUUCUUGGAAUUGAUAAAUACGAUCCAUAGGCCAGUGUAAAUUAUGGUUAAUUAAGGAAAAAUAGCAUUUAUUUAUUCUGAUAAAGGUUAAAGUGUAACCUUUUUUUGCUAAUAUUAAAGUGUAACUUUUAACCAGUAAUUCUUUUCUCACAAACAUUGAAAGCAUAGAUGCUUUUAAAAAGUUGUAUUUAUUUAUAACAGAGAGAUGUUAAAUUGAUUUAUUUUGAAACUAUAUAUAUAUAUAUAUAUAUCUUGC
Molecule: messenger RNA, 6903 nt
Organism: Abrus precatorius (Indian licorice)
Lineage: Eukaryota; Viridiplantae; Streptophyta; Magnoliopsida; Fabales; Fabaceae
Exons: 39
Coding region: 118-6561 (2147 amino acids)
Biological process (GO): positive regulation of transcription by RNA polymerase I; maturation of SSU-rRNA from tricistronic rRNA transcript (SSU-rRNA, 5.8S rRNA, LSU-rRNA)
Cellular component (GO): small-subunit processome; t-UTP complex; 90S preribosome
Molecular function (GO): snoRNA binding
Source: RefSeq, a predicted model, not a curated record